CCUCGAUCAAUUGAGCGUGCAAUUGUGCAAUUUUAGGGUUUUGGAAUGCUGGGUUUUUUGGGUUCCAAUACAGCUUUUUUUACUUUUGGUGCUUUUUGCUUUUGUACUUCCUGUUUGCCAGCUGACGAACUAAAUGUCGGUUAUUGUUUCUUGGGAUUAAAAAAAUGUCUGAAAAUGUACAGCCAGCCUGCUUUGCUUUUACUGUUCUUCCAGCGGCUACUCAACCGGACCAUUUGGUUUAGUGAGGAGAUUCUGGGAAAAAGGAAUGAAAAUUGAAUCUUCCUAGAAUCCUCUGACGAGAACCUUAGGCGCUAGGCACUGCUCUGGUGGUAGGUGCUUUCUCCUUCGCAAAUGGGCUGUUUCCAUUCUACACCAAAAAAGCAGUUUGCUGGAUAUGAGGAUCCUGUAAUUCUGGCUUCACAGACGGCCUUUAGUGUGAGUGAAGUUGAAGCACUGUUUGAGCUGUACAAGAGUAUUAGCAACUCUGUUAUUGAUGAUGGAUUAAUAAACAAGGAAGAGUUCCAAUUGGCUCUAUUCAAGAAUAGGAAGAAGGAGAACCUAUUUGCAAAUAGGAUCUUUGAUCUAUUUGACGUUAAGGGGAAGGGAGUGAUUGAUUUUGGUGAUUUUGUUAGAUCACUCAAUGUGUUUCACCCAAAUGCGCCUCAAGAAGAUAAGAUUGAUUUUUCAUUUAAGCUCUAUGAUUUGGAUGGCACAGGAUUUAUUGAGCGGCAAGAGGUCAAGCAAAUGCUAAUUGCUCUACUCUGUGAGUCUGAAAUGAAGCUGGCUGAUGAAACCAUUGAAAUGAUACUUGAUAAGGAAGUGGUUAUUGGCCUUCAUUUCCUGCUGCUUAACAUUCAGACAUUUUUAGAAGCUGAUAUAAAUCAGGAUGGAAAGAUAGAUAAAUCUGAGUGGCAUAAUUUUGUUAGCCGAAAUCCUUCAUUGUUGAAGAUAAUGACACUUCCAUACCUGAGGGAUAUAACCACCACCUUUCCAAGUUUUGUGUUUCAUUCCGAGGUUGAUGAGAUAGCUACGUAACAAAGAUGGUACUACUACCUUUGACUAGAUUGAAAUGUUCUGUUUUUUUUUUUCGUUCUUUCUUAUUUCUUGGAAGAAAAAGGUUUGAAGCUCUUAUGCAGCUGGAAACAGCUGGCUGCUGUUCUAGAAUUGUAAAGUUCCGAUUCAGGCAUUUCCAAGUUGCAUUUUACCCCAUGAAUAGCUGUAGUUGUAGAUAUAAUUUGCCACCGUUCUGACCAUAUGAGAUCCAAAUACAAAGCUUUAUCUGGAAGUACUUGAUUAGCAAGUGAUGUACCCAACAGAAGCAAGACGUUGUUUGUUCUUUUCACCCUGUGAUUUUGCUGAUGCAAACUAGGUAGGUAGCUGGUGGAGUAUACAGUUACUGUUCCUUGAAUCGUUAUGGAGAAGUAUUUUCUGCUUUCUUCGUGCCACAAAAUGGACCCUAAGUAAUGUACCCAUCGCAUCUGCCUUAAUAAAAGAUUAUGAUUUGAGGUAUUUUUAA
Molecule: messenger RNA, 1516 nt
Organism: Diospyros lotus (date-plum)
Lineage: Eukaryota; Viridiplantae; Streptophyta; Magnoliopsida; Ericales; Ebenaceae
Product: calcineurin B-like protein 1
Exons: 10
Coding region: 352-1035 (227 amino acids)
Biological process (GO): calcium-mediated signaling
Molecular function (GO): kinase binding; calcium ion binding
Source: RefSeq, a predicted model, not a curated record